This is a messenger RNA of Penicillium alfredii, 339 nucleotides long. Its product is annotated as chitinase. The transcript is spliced from 4 exons. The coding region runs from base 1 to 339 and encodes 112 amino acids. The record is from RefSeq and is a predicted model, not a curated record. Lineage: Eukaryota; Fungi; Ascomycota; Eurotiomycetes; Eurotiales; Aspergillaceae.
AUGAAGGCGGAUCAUGUUGUCGUGGCCGAUCCAAAAGAUACGAUCACGGGGGCUCCCGAGAAGAUGAAGUUGCUGCAGAAUACUCUGGAUGCAACGUACAUGGUGCAAGCUUUCGACUCAAUGGUUCAGGUCACAAUGGGGGAAACAGCCAAGAAAGAAGACAAGAAGCAGCUGAUUAUCAACAUUAUCACUGCUCUUCUCAUUAUUGUUCCUCUCGUCGCCUCCGAUGCCACACUUGGGUUGUACGGUAUUGUUGGUCAUACCGUGCACCCCAUCCUUGACUUUUCGUGCCUUCCCACGAGUGAGAUCAUCCGAUUCCGAGAUAGUCCAGAAGGAUAA